Molecule: messenger RNA, 856 nt
Organism: Hyalella azteca
Lineage: Eukaryota; Metazoa; Arthropoda; Malacostraca; Amphipoda; Hyalellidae
Product: cuticle protein 79
Exons: 2
Coding region: 67-675 (202 amino acids)
Source: RefSeq, a predicted model, not a curated record
UUGCGCCGAAAGUGAGAGUACAUUGUCUUCUCUAGAGCACCCCUCGGAACGUCAACUUCUCGAGUCAUGAAAACUGCCGUAGCGCUAGUGUUGGCGGGAGUUGUGGCGGUCGCCCAAGCGGGUGGCGGCGGCGGCGGCUGGGGUGGUGGCUAUGGAGGCGGAAAGGGAAAAGGAGGCGGAUACGGUGGUGGAUACGGUGGUGGAUACGGAUACGCCGACAUCGUUCCCAUUGUUGUACCGCAAGCCGUGCCCCAGCCAUACCCAGUCCACGUGCCCGUGCACCAACCCUACCCCGUGCCCCACCCGUACCCCGUGGUCCAGCACGUGCAAGUGCCCGUGGAAGUCAUCAAGCACGUUGAGGUGCCCGUCGAGGUCAUCAAACAUGUCCCUGUUAAAGUCCCAGUCCCAGUUUCGUCUAAGGGCUUCGGUGGUUUCAGCAGCGGUGGCUUUGGAGGUGGCGGAUUCGGAGGCGGUUUCGGAAAAGGUCACGGUUUCGGCGGUGGUUUUGGAGGCGUGGUCGAAGAAGUGGAAACCUCGGUUUCAUUUGGAGGGGACAUUGGCCAUGGAUUCGGAGGAGGUUUGAAGGGUGGAGACCUGCACGGCUCCAGCAUCUCUUUCAGUCACGGCGGUGGACACAAGGGUGGACUUACGAGUUCUUACGGCUCCAUUCACUGAGACCGAACCCAGGUCAAAAGUAUCGUACGAAAUUAGUUUUUUUAUGUCGACGAUUUUUUCUGUUAUGUUACGUUUGUAAUGAAGUUUAUCUCUUUAAUGUUAGGCCGUUGCUGUAUACAACCGCUAACUUCCAAACACAAGUCAGAAACAUUUUUGUAAAUAAAAAUGUUUUCCUCCCAAA